CUGGAAAAUGAGGUCAUCAAUCUGCGCCAGAGAAGUUUUCCUUGGUCAUUGUUCUAUAGGUCUCGCGCGAUCUUACUGCUGCAUCUUUGUGCUGUGAAACUACCGGAGUGAAUACAGCACAGUGCGAAUUUUAUAGCGUUGUCCGGGAAAAUGGAGACUCCUGGGGAAACCCUGAACAGUUCGGAUAAAGCUUAUGCCUCGAAACGACGGGCAGAAAUACGAAGACGAAAACUGCUGAUGAAUUCCGAAAACAGAAUGAACAGGAUUAUGGGGUUUAGUAGCGGCAGCAAGGACGACGGGGAUGCAGACGUUAAGGGCCAUGUGAUGGAACACAUGAUGCACAUUGAUCUGGACAAAACAGACGCCUGGUCCUCAGCCAUUUCCUCGACAAGGCCGGCAUCAUUCUCCAGUGAACUUGGAGGCAGCCGCCAUAGCGAGGGCUUGGAGAGCAAGUGCUCUCUACCUACCCCCGAUAUUAGGGACAUGCUGGGGGGCAGCGGAGAAGAGGAAAGCCCAGGGGAGCCCCGGCAGCGAGUGCGAGGGGAUCUGGCUGGCGAGGGGCUCCCACACUCCCCCCGCCGCGGCCUGCAGCAGUAUCUGUCGCGUUUUGAUGAGGCCAUGAGGCUCCGUGAUCAGCUGGCCAGUGAGAAGCCGGCCCAGGAUGGUGCUUCGGGUCCCGAGGAGCUGGAAGCCUUUCGUAUCUUCCGGCUUGUUGGGAGUGUUGUUCUAGCUAUUGCCGUCAGGGUAUUCAUCUGCAAGUACUUGUCCAUAUUUGCUCCGUUUCUUACACUGCAGCUUGCUUACAUGGGUUUGUGCAAAUAUUUCCCAAAGGGUGAGAAGAAGAUGAAGACCACGGUGUUGACCGCUGCCCUGCUCCUGUCGGGAAUCCCUGCUGAAGUCAUCAACCGCUCCAUGGACACUUACAGGAAGAUGGGCGACGUCUUCACAGACCUCUGCGUCUAUUUCUUCACUUUCAUUGUGUGUCACGAGCUUCUCGUUCUCUUCGGCUCUGAAGCGCCCUGAUGGCUGCUCCUCCGCUUUUUCCCCAGCUUCUGGGUUUUGCUAAGUGUUGUGGUCUCCCUUUUCCAUAUUCCGGACUGUCUCCACUCUUCUCGUUUGCCUGGGCGUCUACCCACCACUGCUGAUAAUUUCACAUUUAUAUAAAACGCCUGCUAGUUAAUUUCAGUUGAUGGUUUGUAUGACUUGAUAGUUGAUGAAUGGACCCAAGUAUUUAACUGAAAUAAAAUUGUGUUUCUGUAGACUUAUUCUGUGAUGGGACUGGAGAUGUUUUUGACCGCACACAGCUCGACUACCUUAUAUAAGCUUGUUUAAGUUCUCUCUGAGCUAAAAAUGUAUUGUAACACAUCCUGUUGAGUGUCCUGCACAGAAAACAUCACUUUUUAAGGUAUGCUGCUGUUUUCAUUUUCUUUCUUUAGAGUGUUCUGUGAUAUUAAUAACUUGGUCGAUGGUUGUGUUCUCUGUAUGGCUUAUGUUGUCUGAUAGUUAUACAAUCCAUAAUUGAUAUUAUCUCUCCAUGGGCCAGCUAGUUACUGAUUUGUCAAUACUAUACAGUAUUGUGUGUGUUGUACGUUAUAAAACAUCUAAAUUAUUUAAUUUUAUGUAAAAAAUGUUUUGAGUAAUUAAAGUUGAGUUUGUUUUCUUUUUAGAAAUCGUUUUUAAUAUAAUUUGUGUUUUCUUUGUAAUUACUGCUAGCUGAUGGGAAAAUAUUAAUAUAUAACAAUAUAACACAUAAACUUGGUAAGUUUCCUUUUCACCUGUGUUUCUGUUUUUAGUUUCAGUUUUUAGUCUGGAGCCCCUUUAGGUGUGAUGGUAAAAAAAAAUAAUAUCCCAUAGUAAUUCAUGCACUCCAGUUACUAAUUCAUGAGCUUGAGUUAGUAAUUCAUUCCCUCAAAUUAAUCACCAAUCGGAGAACACAAAUUAGUGACUUUAGAGUGCAAGUUAGUAACUUGAGCGCACAAAUUACUAAGAGAUAUUUUAAAGUUAAAAUUCCCCUGCAUUGUAAAAUGUUACUGUAAUCUGCUUGACAUACUGCUGUGCAGACACUUCUGGGAACCUGAAUGGGCUGGGCACGUUCACUGGGGUACAUAAGUGAUGAUAAAUAAAAACCUCUCUCUGUG
Molecule: messenger RNA, 2138 nt
Organism: Brienomyrus brachyistius
Lineage: Eukaryota; Metazoa; Chordata; Actinopteri; Osteoglossiformes; Mormyridae
Gene: camlg
Product: calcium modulating ligand
Exons: 4
Coding region: 151-1023 (290 amino acids)
Biological process (GO): tail-anchored membrane protein insertion into ER membrane
Cellular component (GO): GET complex
Source: RefSeq, a predicted model, not a curated record